This is a messenger RNA of Sphaeramia orbicularis (orbiculate cardinalfish), 1281 nucleotides long. RefSeq lists its product as uncharacterized. The coding region runs from base 113 to 913 and encodes 266 amino acids. Lineage: Eukaryota; Metazoa; Chordata; Actinopteri; Kurtiformes; Apogonidae. The record is from RefSeq and is a predicted model, not a curated record. The transcript is spliced from 5 exons.
UUCACAGCCAGUUGUGCUGAUUAACAGCUACUGCUUUUGUGUGGCUGGUUGUGGAACCGGCAACCACUUGGUUGCAUUGCUUUUCCAGAAAGCUCAUUUUUCCGAAUGUGGCAUGUCUGUUGUCCCUCCUGUCCUUUCAUGCACGCAGACAGAACAGAAGUGGUAUAAACCACAAACAAUGGGGGUGAAGCCAGGACCUGUGGAUGCUGUGGUUGUUGUAAAGCCCAAACCAGGUGCUACUACAGCCAGUGGAGUUAGAUCUGCACUUUACAAGGCCUUCAGCGAUAAACUCCCAGACCCCUUCACCCUCAACCCUGGACCUGCCUACGCUGGAAUGAAGGUGGAAUCUCUACCACUCAUCUGCAAAAUGAACAUCUCUGCUGACAAGCCACUUGUGGACUCCAUCUUUGGGAAAGUACAAGCUGGCAGUGUACUGUCCUAUAACAGUGGUCGGCAACAUGGCAGCGGGAUUGAGGAGCUCCUCGAAGUAUUCCUUCCACCGUCCGACGACAUCCCCAGUCAUGUUGGCCUUCCGGUACCCAUCAGCUGCCUCCGGAGUCCCAUGAGCCAACAAGGCUCGAUAAGACUCCUUCUUCAGCUUGAUGGCAUCCCUUACUUCCAGGGUCCACCACCAGGUUCAGGGAUUGCCGCCAUGACAGACCCUGCGGCCACAGCUCUGAGCAGCCGCUUCGACAAUGGAGGUGGAGAACAUGGUCCACUCAGACUCAAUGUCCCCAACCUCCCCCGGGAUCUGGGAGAAGCUCUCCCGGAGGUGAGAGUUAACGACCGCGCUGGCAUCGGGCUCUGCCAGACGUUCCCAGCAGGCCCUCACAACAUGUUUGGGCCUGCUGAGUCUGUCCAGCUUCCUCCUUUGCCAGCGGAUCCAAUUCACCACCAGGUGGUGAUCGGUUGACAGCUCUGCCCCUCUCUUCACCCGAGUGUCCAAAACACAUGGUCGGAGGUCUGAUGACACGACAACAAAGUUGAUCAUUGACCUCCGACCUAGGGUGUCCUGGUGCCAAGUGCAGUCAUGGACAUCCUUGUGUUUGAACAUGGUGUUCGUUAUGGACAAACUGUGACUAGCACAGAAGUCCAAUAACAAAACACCACUCGGGUUCAGAUCGGGGAGGCCGUUCUUCCCCAUUACCCCCCUCCAGGUCUCACUGUCGUUGCUCACGUGAGCGUUGAAGUCAUCCAGGAGAACAAUGGAGUCCCCAGUCGGAGCACCAUCCAGCACCCCUCCCAAGGACUCCAAGAAGGCCGGGUACUCUGCAUUGCUGU